GGGCGGGACUUCCUCUCCGGGACCCUGUCAUUUCCGACGUCUUCCGGAAGUUGCUCGUGCGCUCAGUACCGGGCUGUUCACUCCGCGUUGCCCGGCUUCCUGCUGGUCCACCGUAGGCAACUCCGGGGCACCGGCACCGCGCCACCCCCCGAAGAGCACGUCGGGGAUCCCGACGCCCUCUUGUCUCUGGCGCGUCGCCCGCCUUGUUUCCCCGCCGAGCUUUCCUGCUGCGCACGGGGCCGAGUGCCACCCAUGGCGGGGGCCGCUCGGACGCCGGCCUUUGGACAGGCUGUGAUCGGCCCGCCGGGCUCGGGAAAGACCACAUACUGCCUGGGCAUGAGCGAGUUCCUGCGCGCGAUGGGUCGGCGCGUGGCGGUAGUGAACUUGGACCCGGCCAACGAGGGGCUGCCGUACGAGUGCGCCGUGGACGUGAGCGAGCUGGUGGGUUUGAGCGACGUGAUGGACGCCCUGCGGCUGGGGCCCAACGGCGGCCUGCUGUACUGCAUGGAGUACCUGGAGGCCAAUCUGGACUGGCUGCGUGCCAAGCUUGACCCCCUCCGCGGCCAUUACUUCCUCUUCGACUGCCCAGGCCAAGUGGAGCUCUGCACGCACCAUGGCUCCUUGCGCAGCAUCUUCUCCCAGAUGGCCCAGUGGGACCUCAGGCUGACUGCUGUCCACCUGGUAGAUUCUCACUACUGCACAGACCCCGCCAAGUUCAUUUCAGUACUGUGUACCUCCCUGGCCACCAUGCUGCACGUAGAGCUGCCCCACGUCAACCUCCUCUCCAAGAUGGACCUCAUUGAGCACUAUGGGAAGCUAGCCUUCAACCUGGACUACUACACAGAGGUCCUGGACCUCUCCUACUUGCUUGACCACCUGGCUUCUGACCCUUUCUUCCGCCACUAUCGUCAGCUCAAUGAGAAAUUGGUGCAGCUCAUUGAAGACUACAGCCUGGUCUCCUUCAUUCCUCUCAACAUCCAGGACAAGGAGAGUGUCCAGCGAGUCCUGCAGGCUGUGGAUAAAGCCAAUGGCUACUGCUUCGGGGUCCAAGAGCAGCGAAGCCUGGAGGCCAUGAUGUCUGCUGCAAUGGGAGCUGACUUCCAUUUCUCCUCCACCCUGGGAAUCCAGGAGAAGUACCUGGCACCCUCAGACCAGUCAGUGGAACAAGAAGCCAUGGAUCUGUAACAACAGGCUGGGCUCUGGAGAACAAGACAUAACCCAGCACUGGAGAAAGCUGUAACCCCAGCUCAGCAGGCUGUAGACCCAAGAACAGUCCUCCCAGCCAGAGCUGGAAGGCUGAUGAAGAGACACCCAGCCCUGCAAAGGACUUCUGGCCAAAAGUCAGACGUGCUGCAAGCAGAGCACCCACCACACCCUCGGUGCUCAUGAGCUCUGGGCACUGCCACCAGGAAUUCAGCACUGGCCCCUCUCAAACUAUUGUGGAAUGUGAAUACAAGAGUUUAUUUUCUCCUACAUGUUGUGACUUUCAAACUUACUUCAACCUUCCAGGGAGCUGGGGUAGAAUGAGUGAAUGUCACCUUCCCUCAGAAGAGUUCUAUUUCUUCAUCUAAGGCAGUUUUUCCCCAAAGAACAGGAUAAUACCGGAGGUUUAACACUUAUUCUCCAAUGAUGCACUUAGGUUAAUCUCCAGUUUUAACUGAUUCUGAUGCUUGAGGUUUACAGGGCAUACUUCUUAGCUAGAUCUCAAUGUUUCAUCUUCAUUAUUCAUUUUGCAUUUUUAUUCUAUUUUUGGCAAGUGCUAGCUAGUUUCCAUUUAUAGUAGUGAUUAAAAGUUUACUUUAAAAUGAAAUUAUUUAUACAAAAUGCAUUGUUUAAAGAAAAAUAUUAAGUAUAUAAUAUGGCAUGAGGGGCAUGGCAAAAAUUAAGGUGGUUUAAAGUUGGAAAUACUGGUGAUUGCUUUCUUUGCUCUUCUUGUAACUGGUUGGGUGCAGUUUAUAUUGGAAACCAAUAGGUGGCACCCCAGGUCUAGUUUUGCAGUUGUAGCUUGCAGCACAAGAGGGACAGAUGGCUGUUGUACCGGAAAUCUUAUUUGCAGAUACUUGGUCCUGUUAACACACCAUGAAGGGCUUGACAUUUUACAAAGUGCCUUCAUACACAUGGUCCUCAUGUGGUUCACACAGCAACUUCUAGAGAUACAAACAAGAUUGGGACUAUUACUAAGCCCCACUUUACAUAAAGGAAACAGAUGAGUUUGAACUUCAGUCAGCCUAGCUCUCUCAUAGUACACUUUGCUGACUUCUUAAUUGCGGAUACUAAUGGUGAAACAUUAUGGCCUGUAUCCCACAGGAUUUGAGGCCAGUUGGAAGAAAGAAUUUAGACACCUGUAGAGUAUUACUGAGUCGCAAAUCAAGGGGAAGAUAGGUCACUGGUGGUUUGGGCGGUUUAGGAAAAUCUAUUCAGAAGUAGCCUUGAGAUGGCAAUGACAGCUCUGCUUUCCAGCUUUGACAGCCAGAGCAGAGUGAAGGGCUCUGAGGAGGCUCCUGUGGCUGGAACAAUAUGAAAGGAGCCAACCUCCGCUCCCACGCCUAGCCUUAUAGGGGAUAAUGAUUGGGUGCUGCUUCCCCAGACUCUUUCAUCUGCAGAGUUCAAAGCACCUCAUUCCUAUUAAUACCCUGCACAGUAGGCAGAGAGUAUCAACAAAGCAAGCCAGGGAAACUGAGGCCAGGAGUCACAGCCUGCGGCUGGCUGUGAGUCACCUAUGGGGCCUAGAGCCCAGGAAUCCUGAUGCCCUGGCCACUGGACAAAUCCCUCAUCAGAGAGUGAGGAUGGAUGCUGUGUUUUUUAAAAUAGUACCAAUAGCUGUGGUCUUGGGUUGUUUUUCUUUUUUCUAAAAUAUAUUUUAUUGAUUUUUUACAGAGAGGAAGGGAGAGGGAUAGAGAGUUAGAAACAUUGAUGAGAGAGAAACAUCGAUCAGCUGCCUCCUGCACACCCCCCACUGGGGAUGUGCUCGCAACCAAGGUACAUGCCCUUGACCGGAAUCGAACCUGGGACCCUUGAGUCUGCAGGCUGAUGCUCUAUCCACUGAGCCAAACCGGUUAGGGCUGUUUUUCUUUUUUAAUAUAUUUUUAUUGAUUUCAGAGAGGAAGGAAGAGAGAGAAACAUCAAUGAAUCAUUGAUCGGCUGCCUCCCACACAUCCCGACUGGGGAUCGAGUGUGCAACCUGGGCAUGUGCCCCUGACCAGAAUCGAACCCAGGACCUUUCAGUCCACAGGUCAACACUCUAUCCAUUGCGCCAAACCAGCCAGGGCUGGUCAUGGGUUUUGAUGCUUACUCCAUCAUGGAGGCCACAGCUAUCACCAAAACAAACCAGUUGGAGAGAGGUGUCAUUAGAACUUUAUGGGCUCGUAUCCAAGCACCCUGAGCAUUUUAUUCUCUGCAGUCAUGGAGUAGACAUGGAUGGAAUAAUCCAAAACUUUAUUUUCAGGCAUUGGUAUGACAGCAAGGGUGUUUUCUCUGAUGUUGCUCUCUCCACCUCCCACUGAUAGCAGAAUGAUUUUCAUGUUGGGGAGGGAUAGCACAGUGCCAAAAGGACUGUGGGCUCCAGGUGAGGUCUGUUCGUCAUGAAAUGUAUACGGUAAGAGGAAAACUGUCCUCCAGUAUGGCUGGGAUAGGGCAACUGUCCUUAAGAUUUCUUUUUUUUAAUUUCCUGAUAAAAAUAGCAAAGUGAAAAACUUGGAAAAUAAAAUUAGGCUCAUAAUCCCAUAACAGAAAUAAAAAUAUACUCUAUAAUAAAUUUUAUAUUGAAAUGUAUAUUUUAUUUUAUUUUUCUAUACAUACAGAGGGAUAGUUAUAGCAUUUAUGUAAGAUAUAUUAUUGCUUUGUAACCUGCCUUUUUUAGUUGACACUAUUUAAUAUAAUUAAAAAUAUGAAGACCUUUUAAUGUUUACAUGAUAA
Messenger RNA from Myotis daubentonii (Daubenton's bat), 3915 nucleotides. It is a transcript of the gene GPN2, whose product is annotated as GPN-loop GTPase 2. The record is from RefSeq and is a predicted model, not a curated record. Gene Ontology annotation, cellular component: cytoplasm. Gene Ontology annotation, molecular function: GTPase activity. Lineage: Eukaryota; Metazoa; Chordata; Mammalia; Chiroptera; Vespertilionidae.